This is a messenger RNA of Dioszegia hungarica, 954 nucleotides long. RefSeq names its product Metallo-dependent phosphatase-like protein. Gene Ontology annotation, cellular component: cytoplasm. Bases 1 to 954 code for a protein of 317 amino acids. Gene Ontology annotation, biological process: peptidyl-serine dephosphorylation; G1/S transition of mitotic cell cycle. Gene Ontology annotation, molecular function: protein serine/threonine phosphatase activity. The transcript has 7 exons. Lineage: Eukaryota; Fungi; Basidiomycota; Tremellomycetes; Tremellales; Bulleribasidiaceae. The record is from RefSeq and is a predicted model, not a curated record.
AUGCCUACCUCGGUACCCGCUUCUUCAGAUCCAGAUCGAUGGAUAGAACAUAUCCGACAAUGCAAGCAUCUGCCCGAACGGCAAAUGAAAGCGCUCUGCUCUCGGGUCCGCGAUUUGCUCCUCGAAGAGUCAAACGUCAGACUAGUAGAAUCACCGGUGACUGUUUGUGGAGAUAUCCAUGGUCAAUUCUGGGAUGUACUGGAGAUCUUCAGGCAGGGAGGGGAGGUACCAGGAAGUAGCUAUAUCUUUAUGGGAGACUUCGUAGAUCGAGGCUACUACUCGCUAGAGACAUUAUCGCUAUUACUAGCUCUGAAAGCUCGAUACCCCGACCGGAUUACCUUGUUAAGAGGGAACCAUGAGUCUAGGCAGAUCACUCAGGUAUAUGGGUUCUAUGACGAGUGCAUGCAGAAGUAUGGGAACCCAUCAGUAUGGAAGGCAUGUUGCCAGGUAUUCGACCACCUGAAUCUCGCAGCAAUAAUAGACUCCUCCAUUCUCUGCGUACACGGCGGCCUCUCACCCGAUAUUCGCACACUAGACCAAAUCCGCAUCAUCCCCCGCGCCCAAGAAGUUCCCCACGAAGGCGCCUUCUGCGACCUCAUGUGGUCAGAUCCGGACGAUGUCGAAGGGGGUGCUUGGGCGGUAUCGCCAAGAGGAGCGGGUUGGCUCUUUGGCGCCAAAGUCACCGCAGAGUUCAACCACAUAAACGGCCUCAAUCUGAUAGCUCGCGCGCAUCAACUGGUACAAGAAGGCUUCAAGUACAUGUUUGACGAAUCCCUCGUGACGGUCUGGUCGGCUCCGAAUUACUGUUAUCGAUGUGGGAACUCGGCGUCGGUCAUGCGGGUGGAAGAUGGUGGUAAGACGACGUUUAGGGUGUAUGAGGCGGCGGUGGAGAAUUCAACGGAUUCCAAGAAUCCGAUAUUGAGACGAAUGGGGGCACCCAAUUACUUUGUAUGA